Messenger RNA from Centruroides sculpturatus (bark scorpion), 1223 nucleotides. RefSeq lists its product as uncharacterized. Lineage: Eukaryota; Metazoa; Arthropoda; Arachnida; Scorpiones; Buthidae. The coding region runs from base 184 to 1149 and encodes 321 amino acids. The transcript is spliced from 9 exons. The record is from RefSeq and is a predicted model, not a curated record.
GAAGACCUCCACUGACCAGAACGAGGACAGAGAAUAAACAAGCUCAACCAAGUACUCCAAGCUCUAAACUCAUUACAGAUUACGGAACACAAUUGAAAAGUGAUUUACAAGAAGGAAUAAAAGAAUUAUCGAAUCAAAAUAUGGAACCUGGUCAGCAGAAUUUAAUGGGGUCAACAGAAAAUUAUGAAAAUUUGCAUUCUGUUUCUUCUUUUUGGAUUAGCAUCUGCCGAUAUUUGGCAACGCGCUGCUUCUACCGUAGAUAAAGCAGUUAAAUUAUUUUUGGAAGGUGUUGGACAAUCUGGUUCUCUAAAAGUAUUUAUUGGUUUAUCCGAUGCUAAAGAAUUGAACGACAUAGAAGAUGAUAUCAAAGAAGGCUUGGAAAAGAUAUUAAAAGAUGAAUUAGAAAAUAUUUUCCAACAAAUAAAAGCAACAGUAGAAAAUGGGAAAGAAGUAGCCGAAAAAUUAGUUGAAAUGGUUAAAGAUAUAAAAGAAAAGUUAAAGGAACUAAAGGAAGAUGAUCAGAAUUCUAAAAUUUUCUUGAAAAAGCUGAAACAUUUGAUCAAACAGAGUUUAAAAAAUUUUUUGGAAAAUCAUGGAUUUGGUAAACGUAAUUUAGAUCAAGAAAUGGAUCAUAUUGCCCGAAUAAGAUUUAGCGAAUUUGCCGAAUGGAUCAAGAAACGGGUUUUCCAAAGCGAAAUUAUCAACAAGAUUCGCAAAUACAUUAAAAAUUUCAUCACUAAAAAUUCAGAGUUACGAAAACUAAAAGAAGUUUUAUUAAAAUUGAAAGAGGACGACUUUCUUGAACUUUUGGACUUGACUUUUCAAAGUUAUAACAAUAAAAAUUACUGUGACAAUAAAUCUAAAGAAAGAAUAAAUGAAUUAUUUAAAGACUUGGAAGAAGAUCUUCGCGAAAAAGCAAAAAAAUUACAAGAGUUCCUUAAAGAUAGAUGGUUAUUUGGUCUGGAAAAACUUAGGUCUGGUUUUAGUAGAAUCACAGCUUUGGGUAUUGAAAUUAUUGGUGACGGUAAAGAUAUCAGUGUAGAGACAGCCAGAAAAGCUAUUGAAUUUUUUCAAGAAUAUAAAGAUGAUCUAGGAUCACUCUGGGAUCAAAUUAAUGAAACCACGAAGAGCCACAUUGGACAAUUCUAAACAUGCAAAAGAUUUUAGAUAUAUAUCAAUUUUAGUAUGUAUUAAUAGCACUAAAUAAAUAUUUCAAAUAUUUU